AUGAUCUUAGAUUCUAUUGUGCCCUCAAGGGCCAAUGCCACAUCCAGAUUGGCGCCGGGGCAGCAGUCACAAACGUCUGCCGGGAUACUGACAAGCACCCACAGCUUGCUUAAUGAAAGCUUUGGGGGAAUGCGUCUGUGGAACAGAAACAGCGAAGUUGUCAAACAUCAGCUGGAUAUCAUACCUAAAGGUCUUGGUUAUUCCAGAGACUCCCAGCUUGCAACUCGCGCAAACACCUCGGCGCAGGGAACGGUCACAAUAGGAGACGGUGCAUCACGAACUGGAAUACCUCAGAUAAACCUACGUGCAGACAUCAGCGGACCGGAGAAUAUGAGUAGGAAUUGGAUACCGCAUUGGAGUUACCAGAAAAGCUCUAUUGCUGCCGCGUGCAUAUUUACAGCCGUCACAGCAAUGGCUUUGACCUUUUUGGCUAUCCUAUCCAUCAAAAAGGCUAAAAGAAGCUGGGAGCGACAUAAACGCGAGAAGCGAUAUUAUACAAACUCCGGAUAUUCUGCUCUCUCACUGCUCGAGGAAGGCCACGAAAUGACAUCAACGAGUAGCAAGCAAAUAAGCCGAGAGACCCUGAUGUUCAGUAAAAGUCGUUCGCCCUCUUCACCUCUUUUUGUUGAACAAGAUGGCCCCUCCGUGACAAGAGUUUAUCAGGCGAGCAAAAGCGUCUCUACAAUUACGCUUGACUCGCCCAGCUCUACCCUGGGACAUGCAGGCUCUACAACUGAGCUGAAUGCAAUACCGGAACGUCCAGCCAGUGCGUUAAAACCCUCUCGCCACGAACGCCAUGGCUCUAAGGCCAGAUCGGUCGUUGUCGUACCGUCACCUCUAAGGGCAUUCUCGGUGAAGCCUAUGAUACACCACACAGACCCAUUCCGCAGCUUGGAGCGGACUCCUUUGAAUGUCGAACAUGAGGGCGGUAGUGUUCCGUCGAGCAGCAAGCGCGACUCCGCUGGUGGAAACAGCUUGUUUAGACUUCCAGCAAUCCAAAGAACAAUGUCGCCUCUAUUCUCGUUUUGA
Messenger RNA from Aspergillus welwitschiae, 1029 nucleotides. RefSeq lists its product as uncharacterized. The record is from RefSeq and is a predicted model, not a curated record. The coding region runs from base 1 to 1029 and encodes 342 amino acids. The transcript has 2 exons. Lineage: Eukaryota; Fungi; Ascomycota; Eurotiomycetes; Eurotiales; Aspergillaceae.